AUGAUCAACGUGACCAACACCACACAGGAUGCAUCCAUCCAUCCUCCUCCCCCUAUCUCCCCCAAUCUUUUGAUUGAUGGGCCCGAUGGAGUAGAUCCACGGGUCAAACAUGGUCUAUCGAGCAAGUCCACAAGCGCGCGUGUAGCGUGUGAGCCCGUUGUCCGUAUUCCUGUGUAUUACUGGUUGCUUUCUGUCGUCUCUUCUGGUGGGCGCGGCUGGUACCAUCUUUUUUGGUCUGUUGCUUCCGCCAGUGGGACUUUUCUGCCAGUGGGUUUGUUGCUUCCCACUGGUAGGCCCUUUCCUCCUACCAGUGGACCUGUUAUCUCUCGCCAGUGGACCUUUUCAUAUAGCCGUCGGUUGCCGGUUGCCGGUUGCCAGUUGCCAGCCGCCUGUUUUACUUCCACUGGCGGGUCCAUUUAUCUCACUGGUAGGAGACAUUUAUCCCACUGGUCGGACAUUUGCUUCCUGUUGCUUCCUGUUGCUUCUGCCGGGGAACCCGAUGGUUCCAUUUCUGCCGCAAAAUUGUCGGCUAUGUUGUGUCCUCAAGACACCUCGUCGAAAGCCGAUAAGGCUCACCAGAAGCCCAACAUGGGCGCCUGCAAAAAGGCCACAUCAGCCCAUAAGAGAGGCCAAAGCUCCAAGUGCGCACCAGAGAAAGGGCAAACCAGCCCACAAGAAAGGCCAAAGUAUGUGCCAGAAGAAAAGGGCAAACCAGCCCCACAAGAAAGGCCAAAGUAUGUGCCAGAAGAAAAGGGCAAACCAGCCCCACAAGAAAGGCCAAAGUAUGUGCCAGAAGAAAAGGGCAAACCAGCCCACAAGAAAGGCCAAAGUAGGCGCCAGAGCAAACAUCAAUCCGGCCUACAAGAAAGGCUAAUUAGAGGCGCAUUUCUAUCAAAGUCCAAAAUCUGGGUUGUACCUCCAAGUCUCAAGGCCAAGUCGAUUUCCAAGAAGGGGUCCAAUGCAAAUCCUCCUCUCCAAAAGGAUCAAAAGAAAUCCGAACUCGAGGCAUAUACUAAGUCCUCCACUCCUAAAGGAUCAAAUCCAAAAACCGAGGCGUAG
Messenger RNA from Phycomyces blakesleeanus NRRL 1555(-), 1059 nucleotides. RefSeq lists its product as hypothetical. The transcript is spliced from 6 exons. NCBI's taxonomy places the organism in Eukaryota, Fungi, Mucoromycota, Mucoromycetes, Mucorales, Phycomycetaceae. Bases 1 to 1059 code for a protein of 352 amino acids. The record is from RefSeq and is a predicted model, not a curated record.